AUGAAUUACUGACAAUACUUCGCUUCGGUUUCGGUUUUGUUUAGGGCGAGGCUUUGUCAGUUUUGUUUUUAAAUAAAAACAGAUUUUAUAAAUUAAUUCUAAAAUACAAUGGGACAGAUAAACAUCUAAAACGUUUUAUACUUUAUAUUUGAAUCAUAGUCUAAUUACAACUCGUUAAAAUGAGGUGUUUAAUUUUAUUCGCCGUCACCAGUUUUGUAAGGACUCAAGUGUUGGAGCAGAAUACGUAUAACACGAACUAUCAACAGCAACAGGAUAUUGUUAACCAGAAUGGAACAUCUUACCGACCAAAUGUUCAGGUACCUUAUGGCAGUUUUCCCGUCAACGGAAAUGAUUAUAGCCAAUCUCAGAGUUCAUUCUAUCAGUCGUCCGACGCUUAUAACCCCGACUUUUACGGUGAUGACAUCAACGAGGUUGAUUCACAGGACACUGCCGGCUAUUACGCUGGUCUCGAUUACGAAGAGAGGUACAGGUGUCCUCCACAUUGGUUACGUUACAGAGAGUCAUGCUACCGAUUUACCAAAUCUCCUAGUCGUCCUCGAAACGAAGCGCGCAAGAUAUGUCAAGCUUACGAAGCUGACCUAGCCGCAGUGAACAGCCCAGAAGAACAUGGCUUCAUAUUAACAGUAUUAACCAAAAUAGAUCCCCAACGUGGAGAUUGGUAUAUAGCAGGUCACCAACAAUCACCAGGUCAUUGGGCUAAUGAUGGUGAUGGAUCACAGUUGACUGGAUUAGAGAAUGCUUUUUUUGAAGAUCGUGAGUCUGUAUAUACAAGUUAUAAUUUGAUUCCUCGAGAUUAUUUAGUGUAUCAUUUUUCAAAACAAGAUCAACGCUGGGGUUUAUCAGCUGUGGAUGGUAUUGCAUAUACUCAUUUUAUUUGUGAAGGACAAACACAGAGGUUGCGAUAUCUGCUCGAGGAGGAGAGGUCUUUUACUUAUGGUUUGGAUACAUUUGAUCCCGAGAGGAUACCGAGAGGUCCUUAUUUUAUUACAGAACCUGUGGACACUAUAUGUGAUCCUAUGAGAAAUCACCAUGUUCAGUUGGUUUGUAUUGCUGGGGGAUAUCCAGCUCCUGAAUACAAAUGGUUUAGAGAAGAUUAUCAAGUAGACAGCCCUGUCUAUACUGAAAUUAAUCCUCUAACUGACACUAGAUUUAUACUUAGUGGUGGCACUUUGAUGAUUUUUAAUUUAGAUGCAGACACAGAUAAUUCUAAAUAUCACUGUACAGCUACUAACAAAUAUGGUACAAUACGCUCAGAGUCUGUUCGUUUAUCAUUUGGGUUCAUUAGAGAAUUUAACCAAAAAAGACCAAUUGAAAGUGGAAAUCAAUACUGGGGUAAGGUAAUGUUUUGUGAUCCUCCUUCCUACUAUCCUUCAGUAAACUUUUUGUGGGCUCGAGAUUAUUUCCCUAAUCUUGUUGAGGAAGAUAAACGAGUCUUUGUCUCUUACGAUGGUGGCCUUUAUUUUUCUGCCUUAGAGACAAUUGAUCGAGGUAACUAUAGUUGCAAUGUUAUGAGCAAAGUUUCUGAUAUUGGCCGAAAUGGUCCAUUCUUCCCUCUUUAUGUUUAUCCACAUUCUGAUUAUCAGCAACUUAAAUUUCCAAAUAACUUCCCUAAAGUAUUUCCAGAAGCACCUACUGUUGGCCAAGAGGUCAGAUUGGAGUGUGUUUCUUUUGGAUAUCCUGUGCCAUCAUAUAAUUGGACUAGAAAGAAUGGUCCAAUGCCAAGGAAAGCAAGCUUUAGUAAUUUUGACCGUGUCAUUACAAUACCCAAUGUUAGUGUGGAAGAUGAGGGUGAAUAUAUAUGUGAUGUCAAGAAUGAUAGGGCACGCAUAAAAAACUCUGUAAUUUUAAAAGUACAAGCUGAACCUAAUUUUACUAUUCCUUUAUCUGAUAAACAUGUUGACAAUAAGGGUGAGUUACAUUGGAAUUGUGAAGCCUUUGGCAUUCCUGAUGUUAACUAUACUUGGUGGAAAAAUGGAAAAAAGCUCUCCAUGGAUACUCUAGAAAGUGCAGAUAGAGACCGCUAUGUGAUUCAAGAUAAUGUAUUAAUAAUUAAGUAUUUAGAUCCUCAGAGAGACCCAGGUAUGUACCAAUGUGAAGCAAAAAAUCAGUUAAGAUCCAGGUUUUCAACAGGGCAACUGCGAGUUUUGUCUUUGAAACCGUCAUUUAAAAAAAGACCUCUAGAAUCGGAAACUUAUGGGUCUGAAGGAGGUAAUGUAACACUUAGAUGCAAUCCUGAAGCUGCACCCAAACCGACUUUUACCUGGAAAAAAGAUAAUAUAGUGAUAGGAGCAGGUGGGAAAAGAUUUAUAACUGAAACUGGUAAUCUAAUAAUACGACAGCUUUCGAGAGAUGACGAGGGUGUCUACACUUGUGUUGCUAAAAAUCAGUAUGGUACAGAUGAAAGUCGCGGCCGACUAAUAAUAUUGCGGACACCAAGAUUUAUAGAUCGUCUUCCUCCUCGAAUAACAAGUCAAGUUAAUCAAGCGGUCUUUUUACAUUGUAGUGCUGAUAUUGAUCCUAUAUUAGACACAGCUUUCUUGUGGAACCAUAACGGGAUUCGUAUUAGAGAUCCAUCAGACUUCUAUGCUGAUAAACGAAUUCAAAUGGAUGGAGGUGAACUUACAAUUUACAACGCAAGUCUUUCCGAUGUUGGCGAAUAUGAAUGUGUCGUAAAGUCGGCAAUUGGUCGAAUUUCGUCCCGUACAAUAUUACGUGUAGAAGGACCACCUGGACCUCCAGGAGGCUUACAAAUAUUAAACAUUCAGCGUUCAUCAGUGUCACUUGAAUGGACAGAUAGUAAUUCAAAUGGGCGUCCAAUCAUAAGUUAUGUUGUCACAGGUCGCACUCAAUGGAAUUCUACAUGGAUUGUGAUUAGUGAUAAUGUUCCGAAUGUUAACGAAAUCGACAGAAAUAAUGGACGUAAACGUGCGACUGUGUCUGCAACACUUCUACCAUGGUCAGUAUAUGAGUUUAGAGUUCAAGCCGUAAAUGCUUUAGGAGUAGGUCAGCCUUCAGCACCGAGUCCACAAUUCUCAACUUUAGCUGACAAACCCUUCCAAGCCCCAGCCAACGUUGGAGGCGGAGGUGGUAAGAUUGGUGAUCUUACAAUCACUUGGACACCCUUACCAUUAAAACUUCAGAAUGGACCUGGUAUACAUUAUAAAAUAUUCUGGCGUCGUAAAGGGGCAGAAGUGGAAUUUCAGUCUUUACUGCUCAAAGAAUAUGGUAAUGUUGGAAUGCAUGUUGUUCAUAUAUCAUUGACUUAUUUCUUUACACCAUACGAAGUUAAAGUUCAAGCUAUUAAUGACAUGGGCAGUGGACCUGAAAGCGACGUCGUCAUGAUAUAUUCUGCUGAGGAUAUGCCGCAAGUGGCACCACAACAAGUUUACGCACUGUCCUACAACUCGACGGCUUUGAACGUAACUUGGAAUCCUAUUGACCAGUCGCGCGAUAGGCUCCGCGGCAAAUUAAUAGGUCAUCGACUAAAGUAUUGGAAGCAAGCAAAUAAAGAAGAAGAAUGCAUCUAUUACUUAUCAAGAACAACGCGCAACUGGGCUCUUAUAGUAGGAUUACAACCGGAUACCUAUUAUUUUGUAAAGGUAAUGGCAUUCAAUUCAGCGGGAGAAGGUCCUGAGAGCGAGCGCUACCUGGAGCGGACUUUCCGUAAGGCGCCGCAGAAGCCCCCAGCCUCUGUGAAUGUUUGGGCCGUCAACCCAAGCACAGUGCGUGUCGUAUGGCGGUAUGUGCAGCCCACUACUGAAGAGGAACCACUCAUUGGUUACAAGGUGAGGGUAUGGGAAAUUGACCAAGAUAUGAGUACUGCAAAUGACACUCUUGUGGCAGUGGAACACAAGCUGGAGGCUUAUGUCACAAGUUUGACACCAGGCAAGACUUACAACCUUCGCGUACUGGCCUACUCUAAUGGAGGUGAUGGCAGAAUGUCUUCCCCAGCUAUCACAUUCCAAAUGGGAGAUUACCACAGUGAUGCCUAUGGUUUUUAUGUAAGAGGAUCCGCAGGUAGACAUAAGGGAUUAGGUAUAGGAAUAACCGUCUUUGUGUCAGUCAUUGUAUAUUGUUAUGAUUGGAUCUUGUCGUGAUGUCUCUUUAUAUUAGCUUGUAGUUAACAGAUAUUAUUUUUAUUUAUGAUUAAUAAGCACUUUACAAAUGUUACAUUCCAUUUCUGUAUAUUUCUUAACGCUAUGUUAGGUUGUGAUGUAGUCCGGCCAUUUUGUUUCUAGUAACAAUAAUUUAAUUAUUGUUUAUUCUUUUUAAUUUUCUGCAGUGUAAUAACCCACCAACUAAUAUAUGUACAACUUCUUUAGAUGACCAGAAAUUUAAUAUUUAAAUAUUUGAGAUGCUUAUGAUGUAUUGCACAAGCGGCUUUAUUUUUUAUUUAUAGUGAUAUUCUACUUAGAUGUAGACUUUUCUAUUUUUUAUAUUAUUAUUAUUAUGUCUUUAUUGACAAUAAGUAAUUUAAGAAUGAAUAAAUUUAAGUAUAUUUGAAUACUUAACAAAAUAGUGUAAAGUCUCUUAGAGUUAGUCCAUAUCACAAACAUUUUAGGUUUGUUAAAAGAUGAAUCUCAGGUUAUUAUUGUGUAAUACCGCCAAUCCGAGCCAUUUUCUUGAUCUAAAUAGUAUAUAAGCUAUAUUCAGUCAGUGUGUAUAUAGUACAAAAGCAAUAUACUUCACUAACCAUUGUUAUUGUAAACAGACUAAAUAUUGUGUAAAAUUGCCUUAUAAAUGUUGAAUUUUUUUUACAUAAAGAACUGUUUUUAAUAAAAUAUAUCAAUACAAUGACAAGA
Galleria mellonella (greater wax moth) is the source of this 4823-nucleotide messenger RNA. It is a transcript of the gene Cont, whose product is annotated as contactin. NCBI's taxonomy places the organism in Eukaryota, Metazoa, Arthropoda, Insecta, Lepidoptera, Pyralidae. The transcript has 3 exons. Gene Ontology annotation, biological process: cell-cell adhesion. Gene Ontology annotation, molecular function: protein binding. Bases 180 to 4118 code for a protein of 1312 amino acids. The record is from RefSeq and is a predicted model, not a curated record.